AUGCAUUUCUCUCAUUCCUUGUUUUCUUUGAACUAUUGUAUUAGAAUGCAUGUUUCGUAUUUUCACAUCGACCAUUGUUUAAAGGUCCAUUGAUGGUGACCACCAAAAUGAUUUUGUGUGCCCAGACAUCGAUGACGUCACUAAAAGUUGGGGUGAAGUAGGAACGAUUACAUAAAAGAGGCGACACUCUAAACACAAGACUCAGUCUUGGGUAAACCAUGAUCAUGCUGGGGAAGACAUUGACUGUUCUUUUGGCGGUGGCAUUUGCUACAUGCAGCGCCUCGGGAGUUUCUAACUACGUCCGCUGGGGGAACAGCAGCUGUCCAGUGGGGACCGGAGCUGCUUUGAUCUACUCAGGUUUUGUGGCCGGUACCUGGUACGGUAAUGCCGGCGGCGGCUCCAACUUCCUCUGCCUGCCGCCCGACCCUGAGUGGCACAGCUACGACGACAGCCUGAACGGCGAGCGAGCACGGCUUGCCGGCGGGGAGUUCCAGACCAACCAGCACGGUCCUCUACUCGACCUCCACCAGACCGACGCUCUGUGCUCCGUCUGCCUCGUUCCCAGGGCAACCACCCUCAUGAUUCCCGCCAAAACGACGUGCCCUAGCGGUUGGACGCGGGAGUACAUCGGCUACCUCAUGACGGAGAAGUAUACCCACCACCGCGCCGACUUCAUCUGCGUGGACGAGGGGGCCGAGGGGGAGUUCGGGAGCGAGGCUAACGAUAACGGGGCCCUGAUAUACCACGUUGAGGGCAGGUGUAACUAUAACCUCCCCUGUCCACCUUACGUUAACGGCCGUGAGCUCACCUGUGUUGUGUGUUCCGCAAACCCCAAGUAGAGUCCUUUGGCCGCACCUGGGACAAUUACUGUCUUUAUAAUAUCGAGAUCGUAUGAGUUAGCUAGCACUGAAUGGCAGCCACUCUAGACCCUGGCGAUUUAGCCCCACCAAUUGUAAGUUACACGCAAUCAAGAUAGCCCCUGGCUUCGAAAACAGUGUAAUCGGCUCACACAAUAACAACAGCCCAUGCACUUAAAUAUACGACUAAAAGAUACAUAACUGUAGUUUAAUCAACAUUAUUUGCGAUAUGUCAACAUUUCUUUGGUCUCAUUAAAUGAAAAUGCAAUAAGACUAAAUAAGAUUUUGUUUUUCGUUUAUUCUUUUCCACAAAAGAGAUUGAUUUGCUCAGUUUUAAUGCCAAUUGAAAUCAUGUGACGGCUUCAUGUGCAUACGCCCUAUAGACUAUGUGUUGUCAUUGAGAUAUAUAUUUAGCCUGAUUUAGAUUCAUCACGUGAUAUAUGCAUACACACUCAGUGUUCUUUACCACCGAAUAUGCCUCCCCCCACACCCCAACCAAUUAAGGACGGUCAUGUCUUUAUAUGAAUAUUGUUUAUCAUCAUAAACUAUGAAUGCGUCUAUCUCUUGUUCCAAUGUAGAUCUAAUAUGUUAACAGUUUUUAAUCUCCAGAAGUUUGCUUGUGUAGAAAAGCUAGUAAACUGAAAAAAGAAAUAGGGCAGGGUCACUACAUAAUGAACUUUGUAAGAGGGUACUCACGGUCGAAAAUGUCGUCUGAAAUUAUAACAAGGAAUCGCUUGAGGCUACGCUUGUUACGGUCACCGUGCGUUUAGUUAACCUCUAAAUCAACCAUCGAUUCUUUAUACGUAUUUUCAAUCUAUUUCAUAUACCAACACAAUUAGCAAGCUAGCGUUAGCAAUAGCAUUUUCACAAAGGGUAGUAUUUUGUCACAGCCCCCGGCUAGUUGGAUAGCAACGUAUACGAUACGCACAUCAACAAACAAUGAAAACGAAGAAAUACGCACAUUCUGCAUCUCACUACCCACAAAUCAAAGAAAUAUAUAGCUAAUAACUGAAUGACUUCUGAAUGUUGGUUGCAAAAUUUGUGGCCAUGGUUUUCAAGAUUAAGAUUAGUCAAAAGCCAUAUGCCUCACUAUAGAAUACAAAGGCCCAUUGAAUCCAUCCGCGGAAUUCAUUAAUCAUACAACUGACAGCCUAGUUGAACAGGGGUUUUCUAUUGUGUCACAAUGUUAAGUUAAAGAUAAUCACAUGAUGAAAUUACAAGUGACCCAAGGUCAAUUGAAUGACAAGCAUUUUGCCAAGGCUUGGCAUAUUUAAAACUGAAUGGAUGAGUCACCAAGUAUGGACAUGAGUACUGAAAAAAAGGGGUGCAAGUAUAACAAGAACUUGUUUCAAAUGUUACGUAACGUAGUGUUUGUACAAAAUUUUGUUUUCAGUCGCUUUUUGCGUCAUAAAAGAACAGUUCGAUGA
This is a messenger RNA of Branchiostoma floridae (Florida lancelet), 2284 nucleotides long. RefSeq names its product short-chain collagen C4-like. The coding region runs from base 219 to 839 and encodes 206 amino acids. Lineage: Eukaryota; Metazoa; Chordata; Leptocardii; Amphioxiformes; Branchiostomatidae. The record is from RefSeq and is a predicted model, not a curated record. The transcript is spliced from 3 exons.